CUCCAUUCACACAUUCUGCCCCCCCAUCCAACCGUACUCCACUGGCGCAGCGGGAACUUUUCCAUUGAGAGGGGAGCUCUUUUGUUUUCCUCAUUGGCAGGCGGCGUUAAUGAUAAUGAUAAUGACAAUAUUAUUAUAAUAAAACCGAAAACGAGUCUGUCGGAGCCGUUAAUUAAUGGGAAUCGUCACUAUCAGAGCGCAUUGUUAAACGGCAAUAAAACGAGAAUUGAGUAAAAAAAAGGUCCUAGAAAUAAUCAUGCAGCUGACAAACAAUUCGCACACUCGAUUUAUAUAAUGAGGCAAUCAAUAAAUCGUUUAGCCAGACGGCCGUUAAGUCCGCAGCCGAUCAAACAUGGUUUACUAUUCCAAUGGGGAGCGUAGGCCCCUGCUGAUCCGCGUAGUUCCGGAUCCGCUGAGGAAACUAGCCACCUCGGGCUUCGGUGCCCGCCACUGGCAGGCCAUCCUCCUGUUUGUGGGCAUGAUGAUAAACUACUUCCAGCGGGUCAACAUCUCGGCCGCUAUUGUUCCCAUGACCCAGUCCACGGCAGGAGCUCCUUUCUACAACUGGGAUACGUCUGACAAGUCCUUGAUCCUCAGCAGCUUCUUCUGGGGCUAUGUGGUCUCCCAGGUGCCGGCAGGUCUUCUGGCCAAGCGGUUUGGUGCCAAGCUUGUCCUGGGCGUGGCCACAGCCAUAGGCGGCAUCUUGUGCUUUUUCCAUCCCAUGGCCGCCAACAGCGGCUGGGAGAGUGUCUGCGUGCUGCGCGUUUUUACUGGUCUGGUCCAGGGAACAGUCUAUCCCUGUGUUCACACCCUGCUGGCCAAGUGGGUGCCACGCACGGAGCGGGGUUUCCUCACCACGGGCAUCUACUCGGGUGCGCAGUUCGGAACAGCGGUUAUCCUAGUCACCAGUGGCUUUAUCUUCGAGUCCAGCAUGGGCUGGCCGGGACUGUUUUACCUGUCCGGGGGCCUGAGCCUGGCCUGGGCUCUCCUGUUCUUUUGGCAGGCAGCCAACGAACCCGCCACCGCCAGCAGGAUCAGCAAGAGCGAGCAGGAGUACAUAGAGAGCCUGACGGGAAGCAAUAGCGCGAGUCAGUCCAUGCCGGUUCCCUGGAUGUCGAUCUUCACAUCACCAGCUUUCUACGGACUGCUGGCCGCCCAUUGCGGCUUCACCUGGGGCUUCUAUACCCUGCUGACCGAGAUGCCCACGUACAUGAGCAGCGUGCUGCAGUUGAACGUCAAGUCGAAUGCCUUCCUCUCCUCGCUUCCGUACUUCGCCAUGGGUUUGCUCUGCCUGGUGGUCAGCCCCAUUUCGGAUCUUCUUAUCAACCGGGGCACCAUUUCCAUCACCACUGCCCGGAAACUGUUCAACUCGAUCGGCCAGUGGGGACCGAUGGCCUGCCUCAUUGGCUUGGGCUACAUGACCGCCGACGAGAAGACGUGGGCCAUUCUCCUGCUGACGCUGGCCGUGGGUAUCAAUGCGGGUUGCGCCUGCGGCUAUCUGAUCAACCACAUUGAUCUGUCACCCAACUUUGCGGGUCCCAUGAUGGGAGUGACCAAUGGCAUAGCCGGAGUGACGUCCAUUGUGGCUCCCCUGGCGGUGGGGGCGAUUCUCAACAACGAGGAGGAUUCCAGCCAGUGGCGGUUGGUGUUCUUCAUCACGGGCGGCGUCUAUCUGGUGUGCAACACUCUGUUUGUGAUCUUUGGCAAGGCCACAGUACAGCCUUGGAACGAGGCUCCCAGCAUGUCCAGUACGAUGACGUUGCGCAACAACCUGGAAACCGAUUCGAGGACCAUUGCACCCACGUCGGACAAAGACCAUAGAUUCUGAAGCGCAUGGCCGCUCUCCCAUUGACAAUCUCGUUAAUUGUAGUAAUUAUAAUUUAAGUGUUCUUUGGAUAUGCCUAGCAGUAAUUAAAGAUAUUCGUUUAUGUUUA
Drosophila kikkawai is the source of this 1934-nucleotide messenger RNA. It is a transcript of the gene MFS12, whose product is annotated as Major Facilitator Superfamily Transporter 12. Gene Ontology annotation, molecular function: transmembrane transporter activity. Gene Ontology annotation, cellular component: membrane. The record is from RefSeq and is a predicted model, not a curated record. Gene Ontology annotation, biological process: monoatomic anion transport; transmembrane transport. Lineage: Eukaryota; Metazoa; Arthropoda; Insecta; Diptera; Drosophilidae.